AUGGAAGAGCAAGACCCAUGGCAUCUUACCGUCGUCCUCCUCGAAGGACUCCGACUCAUGCGCCCGGAGAAGGCAUGGCGCCCAAUCAUUACCCUAGAGGUCGAUAAGCACCACACCCACGAGACGACCCUAGGUGUUGACGGCCAGAACAUUAAUCAGAAGGAGGUCUUCAAGUUUCACGAUGUGGACCACAACACGAACAUCGAAAUCAAGGUCUGGCACCGUUCGCAAAGCAAGAAGAAGAAGCGGAAAAUCCUGGUGGCGUCAGCGUGUCACUGCCUUGGAGAGCUGGUAAAAAAGCGAAGUCCGGAAUCCAAGCUGGAGGUGCGACUUCAAUGUCGACAGGCUCAGCAUAAAUCAGUUUCCAGUCGUGGACGACCUCAGAAGGGUGCCGCGCUCCACCUCAAGCUUCGACCACCAUCCACCUUUAAUUGUGAGAAACAACAAGAGUGUUAUGAGAGCUCAAGCUCCUCGGACUCGUACCCUGAUUCGGACUCCGAUGACGGUUCAUCAGUAGCAACAGCGGAAGAUGAUAUGCCCAUCCAUCGGCACCUGCGCCCCGAAGACCAGCCUCAGACUCUGCGCCGGCGGAAGGUUCGAGGAUAUGUGAUCAAUUCGGACGAUGGCUACUCGACGGAAGGCAGCUUCAUCGCACCACCACCUCGCCGGCGUCUCCUCUCGGACGAUGUCACCAUUGCCGAGAUGACGAGGAAAUACCAUCAUACGGGGAGGACCAACAUAGACUUAUUGUCCACAGCCAUCCACAAGAUACCAUCUCUUUCGCUGGCAUGGCUGAGGGCUUGCUCGCCUCGGAUCUGCCGCUACCUCUGUAUACAGAGAAGCUCGUCGUGCCGCCGGAUUACAGCCAUCUUACCCGCGGAGAGCGCAUGUUGGUCUCUUUCACGCUGUACGGCGAGAUGUGCACCGCGAGGACGGAUGCCCAGUUUGAGCCGAUCUUCAGGAGGUUGCAGUCAGAAUGGACAUUUAUCGGUGGUUUGCUGGUCGCUCUUGCUGCCGUGA
Molecule: messenger RNA, 1020 nt
Organism: Cyclocybe aegerita
Lineage: Eukaryota; Fungi; Basidiomycota; Agaricomycetes; Agaricales; Hemipholiotaceae
Source: the annotation of a GenBank genome assembly